This is a messenger RNA of Schizophyllum commune H4-8, 2792 nucleotides long. RefSeq lists its product as uncharacterized. The record is from RefSeq and is a predicted model, not a curated record. Gene Ontology annotation, molecular function: RNA binding. The transcript has 6 exons. Lineage: Eukaryota; Fungi; Basidiomycota; Agaricomycetes; Agaricales; Schizophyllaceae. The coding region runs from base 37 to 2355 and encodes 772 amino acids.
CGCCUCAUCCCUUCCACCUACCAAUCACUGCCGACGAUGAGCAGCUUAUCAUCUUUCCUUGUCCCCAAGGGCUCCAAGGCCGUAGACUCCGAGCUCGACGCUCUGUUCAAGAAUGCAGUGCCGAUGAAGCCUGAGGCGCCUCAGCCAUCGAAGACGGAUGCAUCUACAUCGAAGGCGGAUCCAUCUGCGACAGCGAAGGCCGACAAGGCCAGCGCACGCAUCUCAUCUGCGGACAAGAAGGCGAAGAAACGCAAGGCCGCGGAACCAGAGCCAGAGCAACCCACACCAAAGCGCUCGAAGGCCGAGAAAAAGUCCAAGAAGCAGGCUGCUGCUGUCGCCGCCGAGGACGCUGUUGACGAUGACGAACUUAUACCCUCUGCACCUACCACCACAUCUACACCUGCUGAUUCCGCCGAGGAAGCAGAGAACGACGCCAUGGACGAAUCUCCCGACUCGUAUACCCCACCCACGCACAUAUCCGCCACUACUUCCUCGAACCCUAAACACCCCAAAAAGCGCACCAAGUUCGCGCCGGAAGAGGAGACGCCUGAGAUGCGCGAUGCUCGAACGCUGUUUGUAGGGAAUGUGCCCGUCGAGGUGAUGGGAAAGAAGCCCCUUAUCAAGUCACUUCAACGCCAUCUUCUUUCAGCCGUACCGAACGCUCGCGCAGAGUCGAUCCGCUUCCGCAGCGUCCCCGUGCCGGUGAAGACAAAGGAGGAUGAGGCUAAGGAGAAGGCUGAGAAAGAGCCUGGCGAGAAGCUCGACCCCAAGGGCAAGCGCGACGCGAUCGCCAAAGCCGCUGCCAAGGGACGUCAGGACGUUCGCUCCUCCACCAACCACGCCAACACCCGCACCUCCGCCUGGCGCGCGAACCAGAACGACGACGACGAUGCCACCGCACUCGCGAAGACCUACCUGACCCCCGCGGAGAAGAAGAGGAUCGCGGCGAUCACGGGCGACCUUGGAGAGAAAGCUAACUCCGUCACGGCGUACUUGGUACUGGCGCACCCUGCGCCGCGUCCUGCGAAUCUUCCGCCGCUACCCACUGCGGACCCAUACCAGGCGGCGAUUCAGAUAGCGGCGAAGAUGGAUGGGGUGGAGUGGGAGGGGAGGGCUCUGCGCGUCGACCUCGCACGGAGGGAUCCUGCGGUGUUCGCCGCCGUCGGGGCUUCUUCCGCUGCCGCGGGCAGUUCAUCGGCUGGCGAUGCACCUGCAGCUGAAGGCGAAGCGACGAAGACAACUAUCGCAGAGACCCCAGUUGACCUCACCGCCCUCCUUCCCGAUCCGAAGCGCACGCUCUUUGUCGGGAACCUCGAUUACGGCGCGAAGGAGGACGAUGUGCGAGCGUUCUUUGAAGCUGAGGUUGACAAGCUUGUCAACGAGACGGUGAAUGACAGCGACGAUGAGAACAGCUCGUCGCAGGCGUCAGACGACGAGAGCGGUGAAGAAGAGGAUGAAGAAGAUGAGGAAGAUGAAGCAGCGGACGAUGAAGAGGAUGAAGAGGAAGCGGAGAACGACGAAGAGGAAGGCUCAGAAGCUGGGUCAGACGCAGAGGAGACCGAGACGCCCGCCAAACCCUCGAGCACCACCCACCACGUCUCGCGUGUCCGCAUCGUGCGCGAUUCAUCUACCGGCGUCGGCAAAGGCUUUGCAUACGUGCAGUUCGUGGAUCGCACCCCCGUCGACGAGCUCCUCGCCCUCCCCGCCGGCAGCCUCAAGUUCGCCAAGCGCAAGCUCCGCGUGCAGAAAUGCAAGACUGUCCCCGGCGCCAGCACGAAGGUCAAAGCCGACAAGGUUCCCAAAGCCAACAUUGGCGAAAAGGGAGGCAAGACCAAGACCCCCGCCCACACCAGCAAACCCAAGUACGCGCGCUCGCCCGACUCAGGGUGGGGUGCGCGGGCUGGAGCUGGUCCCUUGGCUUCCGCUGCAGGCAAGCAUGCCCCGGGUGGCAAGCAGGCGCCGAAAAAACCUGUUGUUGUGCCGUCGGGCGAUCCUACGCUGGGUAGCCGACUAGCCGGGCUCCCCAAGGAUGCGCGCAAAGCUGCGAAGGCAGCGGACGCGGCACGCGUAGCGAGGAGAGCGGCGAAGAAGGCGGCGAAGAAAGGCGCACCCGCGGCUCCCAAUGCAGACGCCAACGCAGCAAAGGCCGCCCGGCUCGAGAAACGCAAAGCCCGCAUGGCAAUGGGCGGCAAGAUGGAGGGCAAGGAGCGUGUCAGAGUACGGAAGGAAAGAGAUCCUUCAGGAGGCAAGUCCGCAAAGAAGGCCGGCAAGGCGAAGUACAAUAAGGCUGGUGGCUCGGGAAAAUCCAGCGGCAAGGACAAGAAACGCGCACGGGCGGCGGCCGGGAAGAAGUAGGCGGAAUGUUGUGGAGGGGCUGGCGAUGCGGAAAACGGCUUUACGAGUACCUUUGGUAUCCGCUCAAGUUUCCUUUUUCCUCUUCGCAACAUCCUCUCCUACAGGAUUCAGGAUCGCGAUUCACAAUAUUGCGCAUCGUAGCCCCGGUAUCAUGACAUUAGCUGCAUCGAAAGUAUCUAGCAUCAUCCUUCCUUGUUGCCAGCUUUCUCUACCAGCCUUGCUUCUACUCGUCUACUGAUUCCUCUUCUUCGCGCCUCUUCUCCCCCUUGACAAUCUGCCUGAUUCUUUGUUUUCCCUCCUCCUUCAUCUUCGCCUGUUCUUCUCCUCGCGUCCGGGCUAUAUCAUAAGACGUGGCUGCCGAACCUGCACGGGCACCCCGUCUUACUAUCUUGGAAGUGGGUGGUACUGCGGCGCCGCGGUAGCAUUCGUCAAGGGCG